Molecule: messenger RNA, 2325 nt
Organism: Solanum verrucosum
Lineage: Eukaryota; Viridiplantae; Streptophyta; Magnoliopsida; Solanales; Solanaceae
Product: putative pentatricopeptide repeat-containing protein At1g17630
Exons: 1
Coding region: 51-2234 (727 amino acids)
Biological process (GO): RNA modification
Molecular function (GO): protein binding; RNA binding
Source: RefSeq, a predicted model, not a curated record
ACAAACCUUGUUACUACUCCCAAAUCAUUUAGCAAUUUUCCGACGAGGAUAUGCUUCACUGUUGUUGGUCGAGUUCAAGGCGUUUCAUUUCCCAGACUCCAUUUUCAAUUUCUACUAGACUCUGUUUCCCAUCAAUUUUCACCCAUUUUCACUGUCACUCUUCAGCCAAUCAUUCCAAUAAAACCCAAAAUGAGCUUCUUGACUUCUUGGACCAUUUACUUCAACAAUGCGGCCUUAAUCUUCAACAACUGAAGCAAAUUCAUGAAAAGAUCAUAGUCACUGGAUCAUCAAAUUCUUCUUUUAUAGCUGCCAGACUCAUAUCCGUUUACUCUAAAUUUGGGCUUGUCAAUGAAGCUCAAAAAGUAUUUGAAACCUGCCCAACUGAUUGCUUCACGAAUUUGCUGUUGUGGAAUUCGAUCUUGAGGGCUAAUGUAUCUCAUGGAAAAUGUGAAGAAGCUGUAAAGCUUUAUGUUAAGAUGCGUGAAUAUGGUAAUUUGGCUGAUAGAUUUGGUUUUCCGUUGAUUAUUCGGGCAUGUGGUAUGUUCGGCGAUCAUAAUCUCUGCAGUGUAGUGCAUAGUCACGCUAUACAAAUGGGUUUUAGAGAUCAUCUUUAUGUUGGAAAUGAAUUGAUGAACAUGUAUGGGAAGAUUGGGCGUAUGGAUAUUGCAAGUCAAAUGUUUGAUAGAAUGUCUGUGAGAACUCAAGUAUCAUGGAACAUUAUAGUUUCAGGUUUUGCGCAGAACUUUGACAGUGAUGCUGCUUACAAGACGUUUCUGCUGAUGGAACCUCAGGGGUUUGAACCAAAUUCUGUCACUUGGACAUCAUUGUUAUCUAGUUUUGCUAGGUGUAGACGUUAUCAGGAUACGUGGAAACUUUAUGUUUUGAUGAGAAAGAAACAAGUUGAAGCUACUGCUGAGGCUAUUGCUGUAGUAAUAUCAGUUUGCGUUGGUGACAAUGGGAUUGAUAAGUGUGAGACGGUGCAUGGAUACGUUAUCAAGGGGGGCUUUGAAAAUAAUUCUAUUGUGAUAAACUCAUUAAUGUGUACGUAUGGGAAAUGUGGUGCUGUUAGACAGGCUGAAUGUCUGUUUUCCGGAUUGCAAUUAAAAACUAUAGUGAGCUGGAAUUCUUUAAUAUCUUGUUAUGCAGAAUCAGGUUUAUGUAACGAGGCCUAUUCGUUAUUUUUGCAGUUACAAGAGUUAGAUGAUCCAAAGAUGAAACCUAAUGUCAUAAGUUGGAGUGCUGUUAUAGGGGCAUUUGCUAUGGCAGAGAGGCAUGAGGAGUCCUUAGAAAUCUUUCGAAGUAUGCAAGUUGCUAGAGUACUGGCCAAUGAUGUUACGAUUUCAAGUGUUUUAUCAGUUUGUGCUGAGCUUUCAAACUUCUAUCUUGGUAUGGAAAUCCAUGGUUAUUCAAUAAGAUAUCUAAUGGAUAAAAGUACUUUGGUGGGAAAUGGGUUAGUUAAUAUGUACAUGAAGUGCGGUAGUUUGUGGAAAGGAAACAUAGUAUUUGAGGGAGUUGGAAAAAAAGAUUUGAUUUCAUGGAAUACAAUGAUUUCUGGAUUUGGAAUGCAUGGACUUGGUGCUACUGCCCUAGAAACAUUUGAACAGAUGACUAGCACAGGAACUAAGCCAGAUGGAAUUACUUUUGUUGCAGUUCUUUCUGCAUGUAGUCAUGCAGGCCUUGUUGAUGAGGGGUAUACAGUUUUUGAUCAGAUGAAGAAAGUGUUUGGAGUCGAACCACAAAUGGAGCACUAUGCUUGUAUGGUAGAUCUUCUUGGUCGUGCUGGUCUAUUGCAGCGGGCUAGUGAAAUGGUGCAAAUCAUGCCAAUGAGGCCCAAUGCUUGUGUCUGGGGAGCACUACUCAACUCUUGUAAAAUGCAUAAAAACACAGAAGUCGCAGAAGAAACCGCUGCUCAGAUUUUCAACCUUGAGUCUGGGAUGACGGGAAGCUACAUGUUGCUCUGUAAUUUAUAUGCUGUAAAUGGAAGGUGGAAGGAUUCAGCAAAUGUGAGGAUAUCAGCGAAGACACAGGGUUUGAAAAAAGCUCCAGGACAAAGUUGGAUUGAGGUGAAAAAGAAGGUUUACAUGUUCUUAGCAGGACAACCUAUGGAUUCAGAGAUGGAAGAUGUUCAUAUAAUGCUUAAUAUUCUAAGCCAUCAUAUGGCUAAAGAAGGAUGCACACCUCGAAAGAGCUUUGCUUUACAAUGUGCAGAAGAACAAGAAGAUUAUCUGUAUUAAGCAUCAUGAAGAAUUCUGUGUCUAUUCUCGAUGCAGGAAAACUACAAUCUAAUCUUUAAACCCACCCAAAGCCAUUGUUCGAUAACCAAAG